AUGGCUGCACGCUCCUACCGACUUGACUCUAAUGGACCGGAAAAACGAAUCUAUCGAAGUAUCUUGGAUUCCACCAGUUGUCCUCGAAGCUCUGGACAUCAUUUUGUAAUCACUCAACACCUAGUCAAAGUCUACGACUUGUCCGGAAACAUGUCAACCAAUAAGAGGUCAAUCUCAGUUCCAAUUCCUUUGACACGUCUACAAAUUGACGGUUUGAAACCUGCAACUGCUUAUAAUGUCACAGUUCAAGCCGGAACUAGCUAUGGAUACGGUAACAAAGUUUGGUGUGCUUAUGCCACGUUGGAUACGGAUGAAGCGAAUAUUCUGAAGCUGAGAGCAAGAACCCCUAACUCACUUACGGUGUACUGGCCAGCAAAUUGGCUAACAAAAGCCACUUCUAAAUUUACGAUCAAAGCGAAAACGAUUCAUUCUCCAACUGGAAUUUUCAAAGAAAUUGAAAACUCGGCGAUUGGAGAACCUGGCAAAGCUCAUGAGUUUGUUGUGGAUAAUCUACUUCCAUCGAGCACCUACAAUAUCACCAUAACGACAAUCGGCGAUGGAAAAGUCUACGGUGGUUAUGUCAAUUAUCCACUUCGAUCUGAAAAAGACCCGAGAUGGACCCUUAUCCCUGUGACCCAAAGUGAAAACGAAAUGAUCGAACCACAUCUCAAAACAUGUGGAUUCAAUGAACAAGGAUCUUUUAACUGCGAUAUGACACUGUCUGAAGUCUUGACUCAUAUCCCAAUUGUUCUCGUCUCCGCUGGUUUCUUAAUUCUCAUCCUUGUUAUAUUCUUUAUCUGCCUGGCGAUUUUCUGCUUUUUGAGAAAUUCGUGUCAGGAAAAGCCAGGAGUUGAAGAAUCCGCUCUGAUGUACUACCGAAGUGAUUCGCCGAAUACAAUUUCCACGUGUCGAGAAUAUCGAAAAAUUGAGAGAAGAGAGUUCAAUGCAUCAGAUAUGGAAGAGCGAAUGCGGUUUCGAGAUCAUGAGAAUUAA
This is a messenger RNA of Caenorhabditis briggsae, 993 nucleotides long. Bases 1 to 993 code for a protein of 330 amino acids. The record is from RefSeq and is a predicted model, not a curated record. The transcript is spliced from 5 exons. NCBI's taxonomy places the organism in Eukaryota, Metazoa, Nematoda, Chromadorea, Rhabditida, Rhabditidae. Gene Ontology annotation, molecular function: protein binding.